AUGGGCGAGGAGUACGCGCGCUCUCCGUGCGAACGUUUCCCGACGGUGGGCGCUUUCAGCGUGGCUCCGCCGGAACGCCUGAGUCCACCGCCGCCCGCUCCGCUUCCCGACCGGUUCUCGGCGUCGCCGCGGCGGGUGCGCCGGAGUGUAGAAGCAGAGAGAGCCAGGAGGCCGCGCUAUGUCCCGCCGGCGGCUCACGUUCCGGUCGAGAGAUACGUUCCUCGGCCGCCGGCGCCCGUGAGGCCUCCCCCGCCUGUGUACUGCGGGCUGGCCUGUCGCCUGCCUCCUCCCGGGCCCCGCAAGUGCUGCGGCCCCGCGUGUCGCGAGGACAUCGGGGGUUCCCCGCCCCCGACCCGCUACGUGGACUACGUGGGGGCCGCUGCAGCCAGGCGCCUGGCUUGCACACCGCCCCCACCUCCACCGCCAGCUCUUCAACUCUGUGAUCCCCAGGAACCUCCAUGUUGUGCUCAAGCUCGCAGAAGAAAUCAACAAACACACGACUGGUAA
Molecule: messenger RNA, 507 nt
Organism: Leptidea sinapis
Lineage: Eukaryota; Metazoa; Arthropoda; Insecta; Lepidoptera; Pieridae
Exons: 1
Coding region: 1-507 (168 amino acids)
Source: RefSeq, a predicted model, not a curated record